UGAGCAAAUGGAAGAGCGCAAAUUCGCGAGAGCAAGAAACGAUAGAGCGAGUGGGCAAGCGAAUGAACAAGAGUGGUUAGAAGGGAGCACAAGUGAAAGCAAACAAAGAGCGAGUUUGGGCAAGCGAAAAGUGAACAAGAUUGAAGAGGUGAUUAAACUAAAGCAAGUGGGAGAACGAAGAUAUAAACAAGCGAAAGUGAACGAAAAUAGACAAGAGCGUGAGUGA
Molecule: messenger RNA, 226 nt
Organism: Ambispora leptoticha
Lineage: Eukaryota; Fungi; Glomeromycota; Glomeromycetes; Archaeosporales; Ambisporaceae
Source: the annotation of a GenBank genome assembly